Molecule: messenger RNA, 660 nt
Organism: Laccaria bicolor S238N-H82
Lineage: Eukaryota; Fungi; Basidiomycota; Agaricomycetes; Agaricales; Hydnangiaceae
Exons: 4
Coding region: 1-660 (219 amino acids)
Source: RefSeq, a predicted model, not a curated record
AUGGUCGGAACAUCGAUACCGGAUUUGCUUCGCCCCUCCGCUUUGAUACUCCGCUCUCAUUAUCGGUCACAUCUAGUACCCCUGCAAUUUGUAUCAGGACGAAUGUUAGGACUCUCCGAUUCAACGAGUUCACCAAUGGAACAAAUCCGAGAUCUUGCUCCAGGUAUCUACAAGAUUGAGAAUGUCUCGAUUCGCGAUUGUGUUCUAGAUCUCUCUGGAGUGGAUAAUAAGACUAUCAUUGGGUUAGCAAACGGGACGACCGUCGUUGCCAAUCCUUAUCCAGUCAGCUGGGUUUUUGAUCCAAGUGACUGUGGCAAGGAGGAUGUAUGGAAAAUUGGUUGGCCAAACAACGCAUUAUUAUUUGAUAUGGACAUGAGUGGAAGUCGUCACAUUAUAUUGCAAAGUAAUGACUCAUUGUCAGGAAGUCGUUGGCGCCUCGUAAAACUGGGUGAGAUUGCCACCGACAUCCCGGACCAAACCAGCGUCAGAAACCCGACACCGCAAGAGUUAAUUAUCGAUCCGCCGGCGUCCACGACAACAGCUGAUACGAUUAUUGAUGCGGAAGGAUUGAAGUUGGGUGGAAAUGGCGAGUUGGCCAUUACGACGACAACUACAACAGUGACUACUACGGUCACAAAGGUCAAAAGGGUUGCGGUGUGA